This is a messenger RNA of Parastagonospora nodorum SN15, 1137 nucleotides long. RefSeq lists its product as hypothetical. Gene Ontology annotation, biological process: lipid metabolic process. The transcript has 2 exons. NCBI's taxonomy places the organism in Eukaryota, Fungi, Ascomycota, Dothideomycetes, Pleosporales, Phaeosphaeriaceae. The record is from RefSeq and is a predicted model, not a curated record. Gene Ontology annotation, molecular function: phosphoric diester hydrolase activity. The coding region runs from base 1 to 1137 and encodes 378 amino acids.
AUGUCGAUGCGGAGGAGACAGAAUGGCGUGGUGCCGAGUCAGGACUUCAAGAGCGUGAAGCUGGGUGCAGAUGACAAGAAGAAGUCGCAGAGAUUCAGGUGGAGGAAGAGAACCUUCUUGGGGAUACCCGUGCUGGUUAUGAUUGUCUUUGGCCUCAUUCACCUCGUCAACUUUUUCUUUGGCUACGUACCAUUGCUAUGGGACGAUCCGGCAUCAACAUCGCUCGAUUGGACAGUGCCAGGCCAGCUUCUCGACAUUACUCGCGACGUUACACCCGUUCCAUGCCACUCUCACAACGACUACUGGCGCCGCGUUCCAUUAUACGAUGCCCUCCGCUGGGGCUGCACUGGCGUGGAAGCCGACGUCUGGCUUUUCGAUAAAGAGCUCCUCGUCGGCCACAGCACCAACGCACUAACUCAAAACCGAACGUUCCGAUCAAUGUACGUUGACCCCUUGGUGAAGAUGCUCGACCACAAGAACCAGCUCGGCAAUUACGCAGCCACCUCAAGUAUAAAGAACGGCAUCUUCGACACUGUCCCCAAGCAAACUCUCGUCCUGCUCAUCGACUUCAAAAACGACGGCCGCGACAUCUUCCCCGUCGUGUCUUCGCAAUUGAGUGCUCUGCGAGAGAAGGGCUACCUCACGUACUUUGACGGCGAAAAGACAAUCCCCGGCGCCAUCACCGUCGUCGCAACAGGAAACGCCCCCUUUGACCUCGUCACCGCAAACAGCACCUACCGCGACAUCUUCUUCGAUGCCCCGCUCGCCCAAAUGUCGUCUGACGCUGCUCUGAACCCACAAGGCGGACAAGGCACCAUUGGCACAACGCCCGACUCUCACUUUGAUUCGACCAACAGUUACUACGCCUCGGUUGACUUCCGCAAAUCCAUUGGCUUUGUGUGGUGGGGCUCGUUGUCGGAGAAGCAGCUGGAGCUAAUCCGCAGUCAGAUCCGUGGAGCGCAUGAAAGGGGCCUCAAGGCAAGGUAUUGGAGCGCGCCCAAGUGGCCGAUUGCGCUGCGGAAUCGUGUCUGGAGAGUGCUGGUGGCAGAGGGCGUUGACUAUCUGAACGGCGAUGAUCUGCAAGGCAUGACGAGGUUGGACUGGGGUGUCAAGAAACACUGGAGUUUAGCUGGGUAG